GCUUAUGCUGUUCUUGUUUAGAUCAAGUGGCAUUUGGGGUAUAGAAAACAGAGCUGACUCAUGUUUUUCUGGACAAGCAUUGAAAGUCGACCCCUCUCCUGACCAUCUGCUACAAAUAAUUCACUGAUCUAUCCUCUCUUUGCCUGGCUCCUCUCUCUCUCUCCUCAUCUUCCUCUCUUUUGCAGUCUCGGCAAUCAAAAUGCUUCCUCUGCUUCCAUAUUUCUUGCUUCUGUGUAUUUCUUCUCAUCUAGCUGCAGCUCUCAAGGAUGGAUUGCUGCCGAAUGGGAACUUCGAGCAGGGGCCGCGGCGAUCGGCACUGCGGGGCACGCAGGUGAUUGGCCACGAAGCGAUCCCGCAAUGGCAGACGGCGGGAUUCGUGGAAUACAUCCAGUGGGGGCAGAAGCAGGGGGACAUGCUGCUGGUGGUGCCGGAGGGCUCCUUCGCCAUCCGGCUCGGCAACGACGCCUCCAUCAAGCAGCGGGUCCGCCUCACCGAGGGCGUCCGCUACUCCCUCACCUUCAGCGCCGCCCGCACCUGCGCCCAGGAGGAGCGCCUCAACGUCUCUGCCUCCCCUGAGUUCGGCGUCCUCCCCAUGCAGACCAUGUACAGCAGCAACGGCUGGGAUUCCUACUCCUGGGCCUUCCUCGCCAAGUCCGCCGCCGUCGACCUAGUCAUCCACAACCCCGGCGUCUCCGAGGACCCCGCCUGCGGCCCCCUCAUCGACUCCGUCGCCAUUCGCCAGCUCUUCCCGCCCCGCAGAACCAACACGAACCUGUUUAAGAACGGGGACUUCGAGGAAGGACCCUACAUCAUCCCCAACACGACGUGGGGCGUCCUCGUGCCGCCGCAGAUCGAGGACGACCACUCGCCGCUCCCGGGGUGGAUGGUGGAGUCGCUCAAGGCCGUGCGUUACAUCGACGCGGAGCACUUCGCGGUGCCGCGCGGGCGGCGCGCGGUGGAGCUUCUGGCGGGGAAGGAGUCGGCCAUCGCGCAGGUGGUUCGCACGGUGCCCGGCCGUCGCUACGCGCUCACCUUCGCCGUGGGCGAUGCCGGAAACGCCUGCGCGGGGUCGCUGAUGGUGGAGGCCUUCGCCGGGGGGCAGACGGUGAAGGUGGCGUACGAAUCGAAGGGGAAGGGCGGAUGGAAGCGCGCGGUGCUGCGGUUCGCGGCCGCCAAGCCGCGCACACGCGUCGUCUUCUGGAGCUCCAACUACGUCACACGCAGCGACGACCUCAGCUCCCUCUGCGGGCCCGUCGUCGACGACGUGGCGCUCGUCAGCAUCCGCAACCCGGAGCGGGCGUGAGCACCGCACCGCCAUCAAUCACGUGCCGUCCCGUGAAAAUUGAAGACUUAAAAAUAUAGAUCGGCGGCGCAACGGUGCCGGUCACGUGAGCUAAACUAUUAUCAGAUCUUUAUUGUGCUUUGCUAGAUUUUGUUUUUUUUCGCUCUAAAUAUUAUCAUCAAUGUAUGAGAUUUUAGAUCUUUUCACUUCUUCGUCACUGUAUUCUGUUCCCUGUGCAAUAUUUCCGUUGCAAUAAAAUCAGAUAAAGUCUAGUCUUCAUCGUA
Zingiber officinale is the source of this 1566-nucleotide messenger RNA. RefSeq lists its product as uncharacterized. The transcript has 3 exons. NCBI's taxonomy places the organism in Eukaryota, Viridiplantae, Streptophyta, Magnoliopsida, Zingiberales, Zingiberaceae. Bases 200 to 1303 code for a protein of 367 amino acids. The record is from RefSeq and is a predicted model, not a curated record.